AGAUCUACGUCUGAGAUUUUUUUUUUGCCUCGAGCCGUCAAGGAACGGGACAGCGGUCGAAAAAAAAAAAAAAUCCUGCAAAUUCGCAAGUGAAAGCCAAAUGUAACACUUUCCGCUUCUCCUCUCCGGCAGCGUGUCUGCAGGAAUCUCUGGCAGUCCAGUCCUGAGCUCCUGGAGAAGCUUCAGACCUUGGAGCAGAGGAACGAGAGAGAAGAUCUAGGAAGACCCCCGCAGAGGAAUGAGAGCCCCCACCAAGGGUGGAGUCCUAAGAAUCUGCAAACGUCUUUUGUUAGGAACGGAAGCAAACGACAAAACACAACAACACGGAGCAGCUCAGGACAACACCGAGGGGUUUCCGGACCCGCCGCCCAAGCGACCUGUGAUGCAUUUCCUGGUGGCCGUCUUCUUGGCAUCUCUUGUGUCUGCGGAUGCUGCCGCACCAAGAACCUUUCUGUGGCAGGAAGUAGGAAACCCCUCAUGUAUCCGCUGCUGCGAGGCCUCCGAGGAACCCGCAGGACCGCCCAAGAAGAGCCGCGUGAAGGAAUAUGUCAUGUACCCAAUGCCAAGAGUCCAGCCCCGUAUAGAGAUGGCUAUUCUCAAAGGUGACAAGGGAGAAAUGGGUGGAAAAGGGCCUCCGGGGGUUUCAGGAAAAGAAGGCGAACGAGGAUUUCAAGGACCACCAGGAACAAAGGGUCAAAAGGGUCAAACAGGUCCACCUGGGAAUUCCUGCAAAAUCCAGUAUUCUGCCUUUUCGGUGGCACGACGUAAAUCCUUACACAGUACCGAAUAUUUCCAAACCGUGGUCUUCGACACAGAGUUCGUGAACCUGUAUGAACACUUCAACAUGUUCUCAGGAACCUUCGUCUGCUACAUUCCCGGGAUCUACUUCUUUAACCUCAAUGUACAUACCUGGAAUUUGAAGGAGACUUAUCUUCAUAUCAUGAAGAACAGCGAAGAGACCGCCAUAUUGUACGCACAGCCUAGUGACCGCAGUAUCAUGCAGAGUCAGAGUCUCAUGCUCCAGCUGAAGGAGAAGGAUGAGGUCUGGGUGCGGAUGUUUAAGAGAGAACGAGAAAACGCUCUAUAUAAUGAUGAGUCUGAUGUCUACCUGAUAUUCAAUGGAUAUCUCAUCAAGGCAAUGGAUGACUGAGUAUAUAUAUUAUAGUAGUCAUGUGUAUAUAUAUAUAUAUAUAUAUAUAUAUAUAUAUAUAGAUAUAUCUUCACGGACCUCCAUGUUGGGCUGGAACCAGAGACCAAUAUUUGUACCCAAAGUCUACAGCUUCAGUAAUAUUAUCUGCGGAAUAAAUACAUGUUCUUCACCUGUAAAUAGUAGUUAUAUUCUUGCAUAUAGGAGCAGUAUUAUAGUAGUUAUAUUCUUGUAUAUAGGAGCAGUAUUAUAGUAGUUAUAUUCUUGUAUAUAGGAGGCAGUAUUAUAGUAGUUAUAUUCUUGUAUAUAGGAGCAGUAUUAUAGUAGUUAUAUUCUUGUAUAUAGGAGCAGUAUUAUAGUAGUUAUAUUCUUGUAUAUAGGAGGCAGUAUUAUAGUAGUUAUAUUCUUGUAUAUAGGAGACAGUAUUAUAGUAGUUAUAUUCUUGUAUAUAGGAGCAGUAUUAUAGUAGUUAUAUUCUUGUAUAUAGGAGCAGUAUUAUAGUAGUUAUAUUCUUUUAUAUAGGAGGCAAUAUUAUAGUAGUUAUAUUCUUGUAUAUAGGAGGCAGUAUUAUAGUAGUUAUAUUCUUGUAUAUAGGAGCAGUAUUAUACUAGUUAUAUUCUUGUAUAUAGGAGGUAGUAUUAUAGUAGUUAUAUUCUUGUAUAUAGGAGGCAGUAUUAUAGUAGUUUUAUUCUUGUAUAUAGGAGCGGUAUUAUAGUAGUUAUAUUCUUGUAUAUAGGAGGCAGUAUUAUACUAGUUAUAUUCUUGUAUAUAGGAGGUAGUAUUAUAGUAGUUAUAUUCUUGUAUAUAUAGGAGCAGUAUUAUAGUAGUUAUAUUCUUGUACACAAUGUCAUCAUGUUAUAUAUUCCAUUACUUUUAUUUUUUUUUUUUUUGGAUUGAAAACUUUUUGAUCAACAUGUUUCGCUAUCGUCCAUUAGAGUUUUAGAGGGACUUCAAGGUGAACAGAUACAUUCUGUAUAGAACAACCAUGGUAACAAAACUCAGCUUCACUUAAUUUUUUGUUAUGUAAAAAUUUGUUUACAAAAGUGUACAGAUAUAAUGCAUUAGGACAGACUUCAACUCCUUUCAUGCUUUUCACAUUUUGUUAUUUUGCUCCUUGUGCUAAAAUAAAAGUUUCCCAUGAUUCUG
Messenger RNA from Hyla sarda, 2293 nucleotides. It is a transcript of the gene C1QTNF8, whose product is annotated as C1q and TNF related 8. Lineage: Eukaryota; Metazoa; Chordata; Amphibia; Anura; Hylidae. The record is from RefSeq and is a predicted model, not a curated record. Gene Ontology annotation, molecular function: protein binding. The transcript has 4 exons. The coding region runs from base 239 to 1150 and encodes 303 amino acids.